Messenger RNA from Labeo rohita (rohu), 4324 nucleotides. RefSeq names its product T-box transcription factor 3a (gene tbx3a). Gene Ontology annotation, cellular component: nucleus. Gene Ontology annotation, biological process: positive regulation of DNA-templated transcription; regulation of transcription by RNA polymerase II; heart looping. Lineage: Eukaryota; Metazoa; Chordata; Actinopteri; Cypriniformes; Cyprinidae. Gene Ontology annotation, molecular function: RNA polymerase II cis-regulatory region sequence-specific DNA binding; DNA-binding transcription factor activity, RNA polymerase II-specific. The transcript is spliced from 8 exons. The coding region runs from base 1120 to 3204 and encodes 694 amino acids. The record is from RefSeq and is a predicted model, not a curated record.
AAUAUUGGCGCUUUCAUUUCGCUUUACUUUCGUUGUUUGGUUUGCGUUCACUGAGGUUCGCUUCAUAGUGCAUGUACGAGCGGCAUUUCGCUGAUCAUUUUAUCAAGUUUAAUCCGGAUUUAGGGUGAAGUAGCUCACGGGUUCCAGACAACCUGGCUCCAGUCGUCUAAUCUAUGGGCUGAGGGGCUGUCCGUUCGGGCAACGAGACAGGUAAAAUAGGCGUCUGGAGCGAUAUAUGAUCUUCUGUGCGCGAAAAGAGGCCAACAGUGACGCUGUGCGCACGAGACUUGGAAGUUCAGCUUCUCUGGGUCCCACAGACCGACAGAUGCGUGUCCUAAUGAUGUUGACAUAUUCACACAACAUUGAGCGAGGCAGCGCUGUUUCGCGGCAGCAAUAGAGUUCUCAAACACCUUUUUAUAAGUCUGAAGUCUUUCCCCUCCACCCGACCUGUUAAAACCACGCCUACAGAGCAACACAAUUGGUCCGAAAGCGUCAAAGAGCCAAUCAACAGAGAGCUGCUGCUCGAAACAUGCAACACAUCCACACUGCUGAAGCCUAUGGAGUUCAGAAGCACUGGGAAUAUCUCUGUGCUGGACCCUGUUCUCCGCAUAUCUGCUGAAAUGUGUGUGCGCGUGAAAGGGCGAGAGAGAAAGUGUGUGUGUGAGCGUGUGAAGGUGUAUACCUCCAACAAGUAAAGACAGAGGAAUUAUUCCGAGGCAACGAAAUAUUUCAACACAUCUCUUUGGCAGGACUCGGGACGAUCUUAUUAUUACCGGAAUGUCUGUUUUAAAGAAAUCUAAAGGAACCCGACUUACGCCGCCAGCAGCCGUACAGUGACUCGGUCGACUUUAAUUUCAUUGUUUUAUUUCUAUUUUCUCGGUUUCAUAGCGCACUGACACAAGACAAACGGCAGCCGCGAAGAUUAAUGGAUAGCCAUUUCUCACUUUCUCUUUUAGAUACUUUGUUGGAAUCUAGCUAGAGAAACAAUUAAGAGACUCACACACCGAGGCGUCGCAGGGAAGCUGGACUUGGUGAAGGACUUCUCCGGCGCAGACAUUUAGCUGAUUGUACCUCCAGACGCUCGAUUUAAGAAACACCGCAUCUGCUAUCUGGACUUGAAUGAACUUCCCGAUGAGAGAUCCAGUUAUUCAAGGAUCCAGUAUGGCAUAUCACCCGUUUUUACCUCACCGGGGUCCGGAAUUUGCCAUGAGCGCAAUGCUGGGUCACCAGCCGCCCUUCUUCCCGGCCCUGGCACUGCCACCUAACGGCUCCCUGUCCCUGCCCGGGGCGCUGGGCAAACCAAUAAUGGAGCAGCUGAUGGGCGCAGCAGAGACCGGCCUUCACUUCUCCUCACUGGGACACCAAGCCGCCACCGCGCAUCUCCGGCCUCUGAAGACACUUGAGCCCGAGGAGGAGGUUGAAGACGACCCCAAAGUUCACCUCGAAGCCAAGGAACUCUGGGAGCUUUUUCACAAGCGCGGCACAGAAAUGGUUAUCACCAAAUCUGGAAGGCGAAUGUUCCCUCCGUUUAAAGUAAGAUGCACGGGCUUGGACAAAAAGGCCAAAUAUAUUCUAUUGAUGGAUAUUGUUGCGGCUGAUGACUGCAGGUAUAAAUUUCACAACUCUCGCUGGAUGGUGGCAGGAAAGGCUGACCCCGAAAUGCCAAAACGGAUGUACAUUCACCCCGACAGUCCGGCCACUGGCGAGCAAUGGAUGUCUAAAGUCGUCAAUUUUCACAAACUUAAACUGACAAAUAACAUCUCCGACAAGCAUGGAUUUACGAUACUAAACUCCAUGCACAAAUAUCAGCCAAGAUUUCACAUUGUGAGAGCCAACGACAUACUGAAACUCCCAUACAGCACGUUCAGGACCUACGUGUUCCCUGAGACAGAUUUCAUUGCUGUCACUGCCUACCAAAAUGACAAGAUAACACAGCUGAAAAUUGAUCACAAUCCUUUUGCAAAAGGAUUUCGUGACACUGGAAAUGGGAGACGCGAAAAAAGAAAACAGCUGGCUCUGCAAUCGAUGCGAUCGUAUGAGGAGCAACAGAAAAAAGAAAACGGGACGUCAGACGAUUCCUCAGGCGAACAAGUGUCCUUUAAAUGUUUUCGCCAGACUUCGUCUCCUGCGGUCUCAACUGUUGGCCAGAAUAACUUAAAAGAUUUUUGUGACAGUGAUGAAGAUAGCGAUGAAGAAGACAAAGAUGUUAAUGUGAAAGAGGGGCCAGACUCGAGCAAAAUUUCCACCACGACUGAGGACUCCAAGGAUCACGAUGCGAGUUUAAGCAAAAGUCUGCUUGGGGAAAGUGACUCUGUCGGUCGGAGAACUGAAAAAAUACGAGCGGACUCACGGCAGAGCCCCAUCACGCUCAUUUCUAGCACCACUCGGUCCGGUGAGGAACUCAAAAGUCCGGGCCGGGAACAGACCAAAACAGACGACUGCCGGACCGUGAGCAAAGAAAAUUACAUGCCAUUGACUGUCCAAACAGAUGGCGCUGCGCACUUAAAUCAAAGCCACUUGCACAAUUUCGGAUUUCCGCCGGGUUUGGCCGGGCAGCAGUUUUUCAAUCACUUGGGUGGUGCCCAUCCGUUUCUCUUACACCCCAGUCAGUUCAAUAUGGGAGGCGCUUUCUCAAACAUGGCCGCAGGGAUGGGCCCCAUACUGGCAGCAGUUUCCUCCGGAGGGGUCAGUUCAAUGGACACGAGCAGCAUGCCAUCACCCUCGCAAAGCCUGACGGGGGCACCGUUGCCCUUCCACCUACAGCAACAUGUCCUGGCGUCGCAGGGUCUGGCUAUGUCUCCUUUUGGUGGUCUUUUCCCGUAUCCUUACACAUAUAUGGCCGCCGCUGCAGCUGCUUCAUCCGCUGCCUCUUCAUCAGUCCAUCGUCAUCCGUUUCUAAACGCGGUGCGGCCCCGGUUAAGGUACAGCCCUUACUCUUUACCGAGCGUCCCCGACAGCACUUUGCUUACAACGGCUGUCCCACCCAUGGCGAGCAGUGCCAUCGAUCUGAAGGGAGACGGGAUGACCACAAGUCCCACUUCAGCUGCUCUGGACUCUGAGGUCACCAGCCGCUCGUCUGGUUCAGUGUCACUGUCACCAAAAACCUGCGCCGAGAAAGAUUCCAGCACCGAGUUACAGAGCAUCCAGCGCCUAGUCAGUGGACUUGAAUCCAAACCGGACAGAGCGCGCAGUGUGUCUCCAUAGCGUGCUGCGCUUGAGUGGCACAUCGUGGAACGUUGAAGACAUUGACAGAUCUACAGGUCACGUACGACGAUUAACCCGUUUACAAUACGGACCUGCAUCGGACAGAAAGUUUAGACUCAAAAUGCACUUUGGUAAAACAAAAAUAAACACGUAAAAUGUAUGUUGUUCUUUUGUUAAAUUAAAACAUUAACUUUAUUUUUCCCCCACCAUUUUGAAUACCAUAGAAGUAUUGAACAGUGAACAGUUUGGCAAGGACGUCAGAGACUGAAUCAAGCUGCUGCUCCUCUUUAUGUUAUACGUCAGGGUGACAAUGAUUUGAUUUAAUUUAAUAUGCACUCUGAAUAGAAUCUUACUUUAUUUCAUAUUUCUUUAUCGGAUGUGUUAGAAAACAUAUUAAUUAAAUUAAUAAAUUACCGGAGGCAUAUUGCAUGUCAAAGACCAGACUUAACGUAAUCAAGACUGCUGUUUUUGAGUAAAUGUUUUAGUCUGUAUUGUUCGAAGCGCAAAUUCACCAAGAACGAAAUCUACACUACAGUUUCAAGAAUAUUUUGCAAUAUGACUAUGUAUAUAUAUAUAUAUAUAUAUAUAUAUAGUCUCUCUCUUUUUUCCCCUUUUUCUUCUUUUUUUUUCAAACUUUAUAUUGUUUUAUUCUUUUUUUCAAAGUUGGCAAUGAGUCCACCGAUUAAUCAUUUGAUUAUCUAACAGACGCGGUACUAAAAUUGCUUAUAAAAUACAACUUCGAGAUGAACUGGGAAAAGGGAUCAUAUGGAUCAAAAUGGAUCAUAUGGUUAUAAAUACAAAUGUAAAUAACGAUAUAUAUAUAACAUAUUUAUGUAAUUAUUUCAUAUGAAUAUUGCUUGUAAAUACAACUGAGGUUCCUUGUUUGUUUGUUUGUUUGUUUGAGGGAGCUUAACUUAAUUUAUUGUUGACAUAUGUGUAAAAUAGUUUGUGAACAUUUUCCUUGUCGAUUACGUUCUCAUUUGCGUCCUCCAGACUCUGGAUUCCACCCGUAACACCACAGUGCUAGUUCCUCUAGCAGAAAAAAUAAUGUGCCAUCGUUUUGAUUAACUGUUGUGUAAGUGCUUUGGUUCAAACAAAUUAAAGGCGAUAACACAAUGCA